CUACUGCAUUCUUUGACAACCGGCGCGGCAGCAAAGAACCGAAGCAAAAGCGGGAAAAAAGCUAAGGAAAAGUGGAAGUGCUUUUGAUUUCUAAAAAAAAAAAGUAAAAAAGUAAAAAAGUUACUAAGUGAAAAUGAAUUUUCCACCGAAUACUGGUACAUCACGUGGACGUGGACGAGGAGGAACGAAGCGCAACGAGGACGCUAAUCGUGGUCUUGGCGCCCAACUUGGGGUUCAGUCGUCCCAAUCGUCGCAAUCAUCAAGAAAUGAAGGCGGCAAGGGAGAGUUAAUGAGAGAUUAUGAGAAGGAUAGGCCCUUGGACAUGAUCGAGCGGAGUCUGGAGACACUGAAGUCUGGGGAAACUGAGCUCCCGAGUUCCGAAGGUGAUCCCCGUGGCUCCGUUCGUGGUCGUCGUUUGAUCACCGAAGUGGUUCACUCCCGUCCUCAAGGACUUACGACCAAGAAUGGGUGUACUGGAACCAAGAUCACGGUUCAGACCAAUUACUUCAAGGUGCUGAAGCGCCCGAGCUGGACUAUUUACCAGUACCGCGUUGAUUUUGAGCCCGAAGUGGACAACACUCGCUGUCGUCGUGGCUACAUGAACGAGCACAAGCAUCUCCUGGGCGGCUACAUCUUCGAUGGAACUGUUCUGUUCUGCUCCAAGCAGUUCAAGGAGGUGCCGCAUAGCUCCUAUGUCCUGGAGCUUGUCACGAAGAAUCGGGCUGGCGAAAAUAUACAAAUAAAGAUAAAGCACGUGGGUUCUGUGGAGGCUGCUGACAACCAGCAGUUCCAGGUGCUAAAUCUUAUUUUGCGUCGAGCCAUGGAGGGUUUAAACUUGCAGCUGGUGGCGCGUAACUUCUUUGAUCCGCAGGCCAAGAUAAACCUAGAAAACUAUCGCAUGGAACUCUGGCCAGGAUAUCAGACGUCGAUUCGGCAGCAUGAGUCUGAUAUCUUGCUGUGUGCUGAGAUUGCCCACAAGGUGAUGCGGACCGAUAGCUUGUAUAACAUUCUGUCCGAAGCUAUUCGAGAUAGCGACGAUUACCAAAAUGCUUUCAAGCGUCAUGUUAUGGGUAUGGUGGUGUUAACAGACUAUAACAAUAAGACAUAUCGCGUUGACGAUGUGGAUUUCACAUCUUCUCCACUGUCCAAAUUCGAAACCAAGGAGGGAACCAUUUCCUACGUGGAGUACUACAAGAAGCGCUAUAAUAUUACAAUCCGGGACUACAAGCAACCGCUUAUUGUGUCGCGUCCGACCGAGAAGAACAUUCGUGGCGGCUUCAAUCAGCUAAUCAUGCUGAUACCCGAGCUGGCUCGGGCUACCGGAAUGACUGAUGCCAUGCGUGCCAAUUUCCGUUUGAUGAAGGCAAUGAGCGAACAUACUCGGCUGACUCCCGAUCGGCGUAUCGAGCGCCUGCGCGUUUUUAACCAGCGCUUGAAGCAGUCCAAGGAGAGCACAGAUGUAAUGCGCUCGUGGAACAUUGAGCUCGAUUCUGCCUUGGUGGAGAUCCCGGCGCGCAUCCUUCCUCCGGAGAGAAUAGUUUUCGGGGAUGGUAAGCGUUACUUGUGCGAUUCUCGUGCCGAUUGGACAGGCGAGUUCCGUCAAACAUCCAUGUUCAGUCAUGUGGACAUUAAGAGGUGGUACGUGAUCACACCUCGUCGUAAUUCGCGCGAGACUCAGGAGUUCGUGAAGAUGUGCAUUCGCGCGGCCGCCGGCAUGAAAAUGCAGAUCUCCGAGCCACGAUAUGAUGAAAUUAUCGACGAUCGCAACAGCAACUACUCUCAGGCAAUUGAUAAUGCCGUGGCCAAGGAUCCGCAGAUUGUAAUGCUCGUUCUCAAGGCUCCCAAUGAGGAAAAGUAUUCUUGCAUCAAAAAACGCACCUGCGUUGAUCGCCCGGUGCCGUCGCAAGUGGUGACAUUGAAAACCAUUGCUCCGCGCCAGGAGAAAUCCGCUGGCCUAAUGUCUAUUGCCACUAAAGUGGUGAUCCAGAUGAAUGCCAAGCUGAUGGGUGCUCCCUGGAUGAUUGAGCUUCCAGUUCGUGGCUUAAUGACCGUCGGCUUCGAUGUGUGCCAUUCGUCUAAGAACAAGAACAAGUCGUAUGGAGCUCUGGUAGCCACGAUGGACAUGAAGACCUCCACUCGCUACUUCUCCUCUGUGACGGAGCACAUGAAGGGCCAGGAGUUGUCCGAUCAGAUGUCAAUGAACAUGACAUACGCUCUGAAGGCCUAUCGGGAGCACCACGGAGUAUUGCCCGAGCGCAUCCUGUUCUUCCGCGAUGGUGUCGGCGAUGGACAGCUGUACCAGGUGGUGAACACCGAGGUGAAGUUCUUGAAGGCAAAGCUGGAUGAAAUUUACAAGUCCGCUGGUCGGGAGGAAGGCUGCCGCAUGGCCUUUAUUGUUGUCGCCAAGCGCAUCAACACUCGCUACUUUGUGAACAAGCGGAAUCCAGCACCGGGAACUGUCGUGGACGACGUCAUUACUCUGCCGGAACGGUAUGACUUCUUUUUGGUGUCGCAGUCUGUCCGCCAGGGAACUGUGUCGCCCACCAAUUACAACGUCAUUCACGACAACAUGGGACUGAGUGCGGACAAGUUGCAGAUGCUGGCCUACAAGAUGACCCACAUGUACUACAAUUUCUCUGGAACUUGUCGGGUGCCUUCGGUGUGCCAGUAUGCCCAUAAGCUUGCAUUCCUCGUUGCCGAGAGCAUCAAUCGCUCCCCAUCAUCUGGAUUGGAGAACCAGCUAUAUUUUUUGUAAUCAUUAUUGACACUUUGCCUUUCCAGUGGCAUUUUCCUUUCACACAAAAUCAUUCAUUCAUGAUUUCAUCCCAUUCAUUAAUUAUCGCCAAUCUUUUAACCAUUUUGAACACUUUACUUACUACAUUUUCAAUCACAUAUGACCUUACACAUCAGACAGAACUGAUUCUUUUUACGUUUAUUUUUGGGUUUUGAUUUUGCGAUAAAUGAAACUAUUUUUUAGAAGAGAAAUUUGACUUGAUAUGCUUUUGAAUACGACGAAUAAAGUGAGUUUCAUCAUUUUU
This is a messenger RNA of Drosophila ananassae, 3038 nucleotides long. RefSeq names its product protein aubergine (gene aub). Gene Ontology annotation, molecular function: piRNA binding; protein binding. NCBI's taxonomy places the organism in Eukaryota, Metazoa, Arthropoda, Insecta, Diptera, Drosophilidae. The record is from RefSeq and is a predicted model, not a curated record. Gene Ontology annotation, cellular component: P granule. Gene Ontology annotation, biological process: regulatory ncRNA-mediated gene silencing. The coding region runs from base 134 to 2755 and encodes 873 amino acids. The transcript has 9 exons.